Messenger RNA from Aspergillus steynii IBT 23096, 1569 nucleotides. RefSeq lists its product as uncharacterized. The transcript has a single exon. NCBI's taxonomy places the organism in Eukaryota, Fungi, Ascomycota, Eurotiomycetes, Eurotiales, Aspergillaceae. The record is from RefSeq and is a predicted model, not a curated record. Bases 286 to 1443 code for a protein of 385 amino acids.
AGACCGAAAUAGAAUUAAUUCGCCUGGUCUGAGCAUACGGAAUUAUGAAUUCCUAGUCCAGUUCUCAUUCUUCACAUGCCGUUCCUGUCCCUCCCGACCGCGCUCAAUCCCUUGGGCCGAAUAAGCUUCCCCAGCUUCUAUAACCUCCAUCGAACCUUUCGUCACCUUCUCCCUACCUUCUCCUCCACCUAACCACCUCAACCCCCUAAUGCCAAUCAACCCUCCGUCUCCGUCUACCUAGUACCUACCUAAUAAUUCACUCGCCACGUCAUCCCCACCAUCGCAAUGACCGACAACAGCAACAGCAGCAGCCAGAAGCGGGGCACCGACAGCGACAGCAAUCAACCGCAGCGCCAACCCACCAGCGAUGCCAACCACGACACCAGCACCAACACAGACCACGCCCCGACCAUUCCACCAAAUAGCAGCGCCGCCGCCGACAAUGGUUCGUCCGCGUCGCUUGCCGGUCGCAUUCAAAAUUCCGCCCAGGGUCUCGCUCGAUCCGCGUUCUCCGCCUCCUCGUCCGCCUCGGAUGCUGCACAUCUAUUACCCGGUGGCAGCAGCGGCAGCAAGGCCGGUCCUUCGACGUCCUCAAGGGCAGCGUUCUCCGCGGCACAGCAAUUCGAGGAUUCAGGAGCUUCUGCGCCAUCGUCGUCCGCUCGUGAGCACUCACAUGGUAUAACAGGAGAGACAUUUCGGUCCUCAUCGACGACAGAGAAUCAACACCAGCAGGGCGGAUUCACCCUACCUUCCUUCUCGGAAGCAGAAUUCCAAUCCAGCUACGGUGACGAUCCAUGGGCAGAUUCAUACACAGAUAGACAGACCCUCAAAGGAAAAACCGCAGCACCAGACCCAGACACAGACGAGUCCCCAGAGACGCUCCUCUCCUCGACCGAAAACCUAACGAUACAAUCCCCGACCCCCGUCCCUCUCCCUCUCGCCACCGACGGCUCCGCCAUAACAAACCUCCUCUCCUCCCCCUCCUUCGACCCCGAAUUCCCCCCUCAGCCACACGAGCCCUUCUCGCCCGUCGAAACCGACCUCUCCGAACCCCCCGCCCACAACCCCCUCACCGCCGAGGAAAUCCAAAUGAUCGAAUCCUUCCGCCGCCAGAUGACCCCGCCCGCGCCGCAAUCGCACCGUCUCACGCCCUACAGCCUCGUCCCGGACAUCGACACCAUCCUGAACAGCGCCGCCGUGUGGGGGCCCGGCGCGGACGCGACGGCUCUGCGCGAUACCGUGCUUGAUAGCUUGCCGGGCUCCGCGGAGUGGGUUUCUAUGGAUGAGAAGUACCACGACGAGGUGUGGGGGUAUUUGCGGCCGACGCUGGAGGCGGCGCGGGAGGAGAUGCAGGAGAGGGAGAGGAAGGGUGGAGAGGGGGCGGGGGAGGAUGGGCCGGCGGUUAGGAGGUUGAAGAUGAUUUUGAAGCAUAUGGGGGGUUGAUUCGAGUAUUUUGAAUAUUUAUGAAGGUAGGGUGUGGGGGAUCUUAGGUUGUUUUUGUAGAGUAUACAGUCAGUAUAGAAGUUGUAAGAUAUAUAUCUGCCGAGAUACACUACUAGAAAUGGAUAC